Molecule: messenger RNA, 1722 nt
Organism: Aspergillus mulundensis
Lineage: Eukaryota; Fungi; Ascomycota; Eurotiomycetes; Eurotiales; Aspergillaceae
Product: RCC1 domain-containing protein
Exons: 1
Coding region: 1-1722 (573 amino acids)
Biological process (GO): mitochondrial respiratory chain complex III assembly
Cellular component (GO): mitochondrial inner membrane
Source: RefSeq, a predicted model, not a curated record
AUGUUGGCUACUCGGGUGCGUCAACCUGCGGCCAAUGCGGCCACUCUCACGCGUCAGCUCAGAGGAACCGGUGUUCGGCGAACGACUGCGCUCGGCCGUCGGUAUUAUGCUGACCAGCGAGAAGCUUCCGAGGGCCAGACUCCCUCCUCAAACUGGAUAAGGAACUCUCUAGGAUUCGCGGCGACGGGAACAGCCGUAUUUCUCGCCUAUUCGUAUGCGACCAGGCCGGACGAGAGCGAGUUUUUGAAAAAGGUCCAAAGCCCAUCCAAAUCAAUCGAAGAUCUAUCCACCCGAUACGUGCAAAAGAAACGAAGCUUGGGAAGUCCCGGUCUAUAUAUAUGGGGUACCAAUGAAUACCGAGUGGUGGACCCGGAAUCUAAGGAGUCUGUUGUAAAGACUCCGCGGAAGCUGUCAUAUUUUGACAGUCACGUACUCCGGGAUCUCAAGCUUGGGGAAACCUCUGGCGCUGCCAUUAUCGAGAAUGGAGACUUGGUGCAAUGGGGCAAAGGUUAUUCGGAAACCGAGUUCAAGCCUACCAGGACCCUCACUGGAAAGAAUCUGAUUUCUCUGUCCAUGUCUCAUGAUCGUAUUAUUGCAUUGUCAUCCGACGGGAAAGUCUACUCCCUUCCUGUCUCACAGCAUGACCAGUUAUAUGGAAAAAGGACUGAGGAGAAGUCGUGGUUUUCAUCUAGCAGAUCUAGUAUGAGCUAUCGUCUGAUUCAGCCAAGCCUGAAGAUGGGAGAGAAGGUAACCGCCAUAAGCGGUGGCUUGGAACAUGUCCUUCUCCUUACUAGUUCAGGACGAGUGUUCUCCGCCGCUGCAUCUACUGAGAACUUCCCUUCCUUCGGGCAACUUGGUGUCGCCGGGCUAGCCUGGGCGACCAGACCACCAGGGCCGGUAGAUACACCCCAUGAGGUCAAGAUACCCAACGGCGCAAAGGUCACCCAAAUUGCCUCGGGCGAUUAUCAUUCCUUACUACUGACUAAGGAUGGCGACGUUUUGGCAUUUGGCGAUAAUUCGUUUGGGCAACUGGGGAUGGGAUUUGACCCAGCGUUUCCUUUCAGAGACACGCCUACUCCUCUACUGAUUAGGGGACUUUACCGUGAUGGCUCGCGUCUGCCUCAAGCAACUGGCGUUGCGGCCGGUGGUGCCAACAGCUUCUUCACCGUGGACGUACACCAAACCGGCCCCACUCAAGAUCUCAAGGCGGCUGGGAAAAUCACAUCUGAUAUCUGGACCUGCGGACGCGGCAUCUGGGGUGCCCUUGGAAAUGGUAAAUGGACUCACUUACAGGACCGCCCCACCAAGUUGAAGGCCCUCAGCGGGUUAGUCGAGUAUGAUGAGGCAACAAAGGGACUGUUGCCCAUCCGCUUGAACGAUAUCUCUGUCGGUACAACACACGUCGCGGCUAUUCUAGACAACCAAACGCAUUUGAAUCGCUCCACGGCCGCCUUGGAGGGAGCCGACGACGCAGGCCUGGAUGUGGUCUGGUGGGGAGGAAAUGAGCACUUCCAACUCGGAACCGGCAAGAGAAGCAACCUGUCGCAGCCAGCGCAUAUCAACGUGUCUUCAGACACGGUACCAGAUGUUAACAAGGAGCCUGCCCGGCUCCAAAUCAUGCCUGCCUAUCGUGGAACGGUUGGCGGCCGGAGCUUUGACAUGCGACAGCGGGUUGAGUGCGGAAGGCAUAUCUCAGCCAUUUACACUGCCCUCAAAAAGUAA